This is a messenger RNA of Lacerta agilis (Sand lizard), 1487 nucleotides long. RefSeq names its product NADH-cytochrome b5 reductase-like (gene CYB5R5). The transcript is spliced from 4 exons. Gene Ontology annotation, molecular function: oxidoreductase activity. The record is from RefSeq and is a predicted model, not a curated record. NCBI's taxonomy places the organism in Eukaryota, Metazoa, Chordata, Lepidosauria, Squamata, Lacertidae. The coding region runs from base 882 to 1415 and encodes 177 amino acids.
CUAAUCCAUACUUUUCUACAUGCAGUGAGCUUUCAACGCAAGGGAGAAUCUUAAAAUGCAUUCCCACCCUACCUCCCAUCUGAAUUGUUUCUGUCCAUUUUACCCCGUCAGUCUGCCGUAUGUCUAGAACGCACCCAAGUCAAUCGAGUUGACAGCUCAACAGGCUUUACUUCAUGGUUAAGCCAAGUUGUUCUUAGAGAAGGGCAUCUACUUGGUGCAUGUUGGGCUGCAGCAUUUUGUCAUUGUGAAGGGUUUUGUGAUGCUGCCUCUUAUUUGUACCCCAAGAGAUGAGGUGGGGGAGUAAAAGGGUUGAGGAUGGCUCAUCUGUGCACAAUCAUAAAGUCAUUUUGGACAAUAUGGAGCCAUCUAUAUAGGAUCCAUCUUUUUGUCUAUAUUAGUAGUCAUUUGUUACAUUGCUAUGGUAUGUUACAGGCAGUGUAGGCAGAAUGACCGCAGCAGGAAACUGUAGUAACUACAGUACCUGCCAGUGCAUGCUGAAAGACAGCUGUACUGUUUUUAGGAUCAGUGUCUAUCACUGCAUAAGGCAAUUCUCCUGAGUAAAUUCAGUGAUUUCUCUAUGGGAUUAAGAGAUUUAUUGAUUGCAGCCUUUGAGUCCUUAUGUUCAGAAGGAAUGUUGGCUAAGCCUAACAAGGAUCAGUGCAAACAUAAAUAAUUAUGAGCCUAGGAAUAUCAAAAUCAUGUCUAUCUUUUUAAUCUGUCUUUACACCUUCUCAGGGGAAGAUAGAUUUCACUGUAAAUCUCAAACCUCAAGCACUAGAUCUUCCAGGCAGGUCACAGGGACCCAUCAUUUUGCCCUCUGCUCACCCUCCAGGAACGUGUGCUUUUCAGGGUUUUAUCAUUGAUUGCGUGAUAGUUUGAGCAUGAAUUAUACUCCUUUUGAGUGCUAUGAAGAUGGACUCAUGUCACAAUAUGUCAAAUCCUGGAAAGAAGGAGAUUCGGUUUGUUGGAGAGGACCAUUUGGAGGUUUUCCUUAUUCAGCCAAUCAAUAUGGAGAACUUCUCAUGCUUGCUUCUGGUACUGGUCUAGCACCAAUGCUUCCUAUUCUUCAGUACAUAACAGAGAAUGAGGAUGAUGAAACAUUUGUAACUCUAGUGGGCUGCUUCAGGAACUUUGAAAAUAUCUACAUGAAGCCUCUUCUUCAAGAGCAAUCUCGAUUCUGGAACAUAAGGGCAUUUUAUGUAUUAAGCCAGGAACACUCACUCGAAAAUCUGCCUUGGAGCUUUCAAAAAAACACAUACCUUGGUCGAAUAAACGAGGACAUGGUUAAGAGUAUGGUGAACACAUGCAGAAGACAACCUUAUGUAUUGAUAUGCGGCUCUGUGACAUUUAGUGAAGAGAUUGAGAGAUCUUUGAAAGCCAUUGGUCUUAAAGAAGAUUCUUAUUUUAUAUUUUAACGGAGUUUAAACAAACAAGGUAUCUUUGCUAUGAAUAACCUUAAUCUGCCUUUGGUGAGAUUGGAUUUUUUU